AUGCCGUUGGCCAUCGAUGUCGCGGAGGAGCUCGGCGUGCCGGCGCUCGCCUUCCGCACGGCGAGCGCGUGCAGCUUCUUGGCGUACCUCUCCGUGCCCAGGCUCGUGGAGCUCGGCGAGGUUCCCAUCCCUGUAGGCGCCGACCUCGAUGAGCCGGUCCGUAGCGUCCCGGGGAUGGAGGAUUUCCUGCGGCGACGAGAUCUUCCAAACUCCUGCCGCCGUCGGGCCGAGACCGACGACGUCGACCCUUUGCUGCAGAUUCUGGUGGGCUACACCGCUCACAGCCGCAAGGCUCGGGCGCUCAUCUUCAACUCGGCGGCGUCACUGGAGCGGUCGGCGCUCGCGCACAUCGCGCCGCAUAUGCGCGACGUCUUCGCCAUAGGCCCUCUCCACGCCGUCUCGGCGGCGCCGGCGCCGGCCACCAGUUUGUGGCGCGAGGACGACGGAUGCAUGGCGUGGCUGGACGGUCAGGCGGACCGGUCCGUGGUGUACGUGAGCUUGGGCAGCCUGACCGUCAUUUCACUCGAGCAGUUCACCGAGUUCCUGUCCGGGCUUGUCGGCUCCGGCUACGCGUUCCUGUGGGUGCUCCGGCCGGACAUGGUCGGGGCAAGCCAGAGCGCCGUCCUCCAGGAAGCCGUCGGCGCGGCGGGGAACGGCAAGGCGCGCGUCGUGGACUGGGCGCCGCAGCGAGACGUGCUGAGACACCGCGCCGUGGGCUGCUUCCUGACUCACGCCGGGUGGAACUCGACGCUGGAGGGGAUCACCGAGGGCGUGCCGCUGGUGUGCUGGCCGUUCUUCGCGGACCAGCACAUGAACAGCCGGUUCGUCGGCGCCGUAUGGGGGACGGGGCUGGACAUGAAGGAUGUGUGCGAGAGGGCCGUCGUGGAGGGGAUGGUGAGGCAGGCCAUGGAGUCCGGCCAGCUAAGGAUGUCAGCUCAAGCGCUGUCGCAGGAGGUGAGGCGGGAUGUCGCGGAGGGAGGCUCGUCGGCGACGGAGUUCAAACGGCUCGUCAGCUUCAUCAAGGAGUUCGGCAAGAAUUAA
Molecule: messenger RNA, 1041 nt
Organism: Triticum turgidum subsp. durum (durum wheat)
Lineage: Eukaryota; Viridiplantae; Streptophyta; Magnoliopsida; Poales; Poaceae
Source: the annotation of a GenBank genome assembly